Messenger RNA from Brugia malayi, 186 nucleotides. RefSeq lists its product as uncharacterized. The record is from RefSeq and is a predicted model, not a curated record. NCBI's taxonomy places the organism in Eukaryota, Metazoa, Nematoda, Chromadorea, Rhabditida, Onchocercidae. The transcript is spliced from 2 exons. The coding region runs from base 1 to 186 and encodes 61 amino acids.
AUGUUGUCUGCUCCACUUUUAUUACACUGUUUCUUGAUACAGCAGUCAAUUCACUCAACUAACGAAAUGAAAUUUAAUAAGUCAGGAAGGCAUAAAGAGGAAGUUCAGCUGUACUUGCCAGACAACAGACUAGGAGAAAUGGUGCUGGAAUUCAUCAAUUUAAUUUCGGAGGCGUCGAUACUAUAG